AUGUUGUUGGCCCUCUUAUCCACGCCGGUGCAUCACCACGCUUUUUCCAUUCCGCGCCAAGGCCCUCGUUGGCUGGUCGCUCAAAGUGCAUUUCUUCGACAUGCUGAAGUCAAUGUUGAGGAGCCCAGAGUUGGGCCGCUGACGUCGAAUGGACAUGCAGACGACAUGAUCUGGGUCGCCGUCGACAUUCAAGGACUCACCUCCGAGCUAAGUGAUUGA
Sparassis crispa is the source of this 219-nucleotide messenger RNA. RefSeq lists its product as hypothetical. NCBI's taxonomy places the organism in Eukaryota, Fungi, Basidiomycota, Agaricomycetes, Polyporales, Sparassidaceae. The record is from RefSeq and is a predicted model, not a curated record. Bases 1 to 219 code for a protein of 72 amino acids. The transcript has 2 exons.